Molecule: messenger RNA, 2007 nt
Organism: Naegleria fowleri
Lineage: Eukaryota; Heterolobosea; Eutetramitea; Acrasida; Naegleriidae
Exons: 1
Coding region: 1-2007 (668 amino acids)
Biological process (GO): ribosomal large subunit export from nucleus
Cellular component (GO): cytoplasm; nucleus
Molecular function (GO): ribosomal large subunit binding
Source: RefSeq, a predicted model, not a curated record
AUGUCCAACACAAACGUCGAUGAGGUUGAAAUUAUUGAAGAGGCUGUUCUGGAUUCAAAGGCUAAGCCUAUGAGCAGCUCCGGAGUGGUACCAACUGAAGAAAAGAAGACUCACCAUCAUCAUCAUUCAGAAACUAAUCAUUAUCAUGGAGAACCUAAUGAUGAUACUCUGUCGAGUACAUCAUCCAAAAGAAGUAGAGUUACUACUCGUACAACAACGACCAACGCUUCUCGUCGUGCAGCAAAAAAGAAGGACGUUCCAAACGUCUUGUGUUGCUUGUGUGGUGUGAGCACCCCUCCCAAUCCAGCAAAUAUGUGUUUGAAUUGUAUCAAAUCUCAAGUGGAUAUUACUGACGGUAUUACCAAAAGUGAGACCAUCUUCUUUUGUAGAGAAUGUGAGCGUUACCUUCAACCACCAAAGUAUUGGAUAAAAUGUGAUUUGGAAAGCAAAGAGCUGUUAACUUUAUGCUUGAAGCGUAUUCAUGGUUUAAAUAGAGUGAAAUUAAUCGAUGCCAAAUUUUUAUGGACUGAACCUCACAGUAAGCGUUUGAAAGUUAAAGUUACAAUUCAAAAAGAAGUAUUAGGUAAUGGAACAGUUCUUCAACAGUCAUUUGUUGUUGAGUUUAUCGUUAGAAAUCAACAAUGUGAAGUAUGUCAAAAAUCCCAUACUCUCUACACUUGGAAUGCUGUCGUUCAAGUAAGACAAAAACUUGAUCACAAGAGAACUUUCCUCUUCUUAGAACAAUUGAUUUUAAAACACAAUGUCCAUGAGAAGGCAAUCAAUAUUAAGGAAGAAGCAGAUGGUUUGGACUUUUUCUUCUCCGAAAAAUCUCACGCUAAAAAGCUUGUUGACUUUUUACAAAGCGUUUCUCCAAUCAAAUUGAAAACUGGAGAACGUUUAGUGACUCACGAUGCCAAAUCCAACAUAUUCAACUUUAAAUACUCAUUUUCGUUGGAAAUUGCACCAAUUUGCAGAGAAGAUUUGAUUUGCUUGCCAAAGAGAUUGAGUACAUCUAUGGGUGGUAUUGGACCUAUCGUAUUGUGUACAAAGGUGAAUAAGAAUUUAUUCUUUAUUGACCCAACUACUUUACAAACAAGCGAAUUAGAUGGAUCUUUAUAUUGGAGACAGCCAUUCUCAUCCACACUGACAAGCAGACAAUUAUCAGAGUUCACUGUUAUUGACGUUGAUUUAUUGGACUAUUCAUAUUUUGCAAAGAAUAACAACAAUCCAAAUAAUAUGCCAGCUGCCAAUGGAAAGUAUGUCCUUUGUGUAGUUCAAAUUGUGAGAAGUGAUGAAAUGAACAUGGAUCCAAUAUUUGUCAAGUCUCAUUUAGGCAAUUUGUUACAUCCAGGUGAUACUGUUUUGUGUUAUGAUUUGAGAAAGGCACAAUAUGAUGAAGGGGUUUUAUCUGAAUACAAGAACUCACAAACUGAAAAACUUCCAGAAGCCAUUAUUGUGAAGAAGGUUUACAAGAAGAGAAGAGACAGAAAUUGGGAGUUAAAGACUUUGGCCUCUGAAAAGAACUUUAACAAUCCAAAUGUUAAAGAUGAAGGCCCGCAAGGAGAUGAUGUCGUCAUGAAGAAGAAGUCAGCGAACAAGAAGACUGACAAAUUAUCAGGAAAUGAAAAACUUGAUCAGAAGAGAAAGGAAAAGGAUGUCGAAGAAUUCUAUCGUGAAUUGGAAGAAGAUGAAGAAAUGAGAUCCAAGAUUAAUAUUUUCAAAUCAAAGAAGAAACAGCCAAGUACUACCACCACAGCUACCACCACUGCAUCAUUAAGCUCUGCUCUAAAUAAUGAUAAGAACGUGGAUAGUGAAGAUGAAGAAUUUGCACCAGGAAUUGCUGACGAGGAACUUUUAGAUGAAGAUGAGUAUAACAAGAUGAGAGCAGCCAAGAAAUUGGAAGAGGAUGAGCAAGAGGAUGAUCAAGGUGACCAAAACAGUCCUCCUGAAACCUUGUCAGAAUCUUCAAAUGCCAAGCAUGAAGAGGUGAAGAUUGUUCAGCAAUAA